Molecule: messenger RNA, 324 nt
Organism: Tremella mesenterica DSM 1558
Lineage: Eukaryota; Fungi; Basidiomycota; Tremellomycetes; Tremellales; Tremellaceae
Exons: 3
Coding region: 1-324 (107 amino acids)
Source: RefSeq, a predicted model, not a curated record
AUGAUCCUUGAGACAAGUGGAGACCGUGUGUGUGAAAAGGAGCAGAUUAGUGGUGGUGAAGACAGGUUGGUAGGUAGCGAGCAGACAUGUCGUGUCGUGGUGAUCGGCGUUACUGAAAUCCCGGUGACUAGGGUGGUGCCCGGAGUGGACGUCUGCUGGCCCACCACGGAAGGCAACUUAGAAGCCUCACGGCUAGCUUUGGAAGCGGGAGUGGCAGAAGGACCAGAGACACAAUCCCUCAAGGAGAGACCACCAAGACCAAAAGACGAAACAUGGCCAAGGCCGGGGAGACCCACUCAUAUCAUCAGCCAACACCGUCGAUGA